AUGCUUCAGUGGAAAGUAGCCCAUGGAUCAAAAUCAUCGACGCCUGCCAUCCGUGUCAAGCAUGUCGACUCGAUCGAGCAUGUCACAGACUUCUCAUCCGCUGCAGACCACACCCUCUCUCUCAAGAAGUUCCAAGAGAUGAACCUACCCAUCACCAUCCCAUCCGAGAAGCCAAUAGCUGGGAUGGACCUGCCGGAGAAGUCCGUCUUUGAGGAGGAGUUUGACUUCACCGCAAUUGAUGCCAAAGACGUGGACGCAGAAGACAAGCGAUGGAAGUUCAAGGGGCCAUGGCUGGCGGGAAUGACUGAAGGCGAAUUCAACAAUUAUCUGAAGAAGCAAGUUCGGAACAGGCGUUUGGAGUUCCGUCAGUUCCUACGGGAACGACUGGCGGUUGAGAUGACACAGUCUGCUCAGGAAAACGCAAUGGACAAGGGCGAGGUCGAUACAUCCCCAGCUGUAAAGGCUAGCGAUAUCACGGAUGAGCAAUUGACCGACUAUCUUCGCAAGCUCCGACAAGACAGGGCCGUUCUGUACAAUAUGGUCGGCCAAUUUCUGGAUCUUGCGCCUAUCCAACCCGCCUCACCCCUCGCCAUCCUCGGUGCCCUUUCUCCUGAUAGCGGUAGAGUCAUGAAGACUGGCAACCCGUACGCAAAGGAAGGACCACCCAUUACACACCCUUCCGGUGGCAUCUCAUAUUUGCGAACCGCAUCUUACCUAGAGAACCACCCGGUUUACGGACCCCAAAAGACUCACUCCCCAAUCAAGUCUAGAAUCCUCUCUCCUAGAAAUCAGACCAUGGGCAGCUUCACGCCCAAGCUUGGUGUUGGUGGUUUUGUCGGAGAUAUUCCUUCAGGCUUCACUGCCUUCAACAUGAAGAGCAUCAGUGGUAGGACCCGAGAGCUAAUUCCGGGCCUCAACGACUUCGACCCGGAGGCCCCGGGAGGCUCCAAGGUCCUUAUCCAGGCCAACGCCGCAAAGAUUGACUCUCAGGGUAAAAUCAUUUUGAAGCUUGGUGAGGCAAGGGAAGAGACAACGCUUGUCGCCAAGGAGAUGGUGGGAGAAGCGGCGAUCUUUGGACAAAAACCACAGGAGGUUGAGGAAGCCCCGGCACCGCAGUCAUACCGGAAGCUCUCUGGCUUUGGGACAAGGGUCAUGGGCAACUCGCAAACAUAUGGCCUGAAUUCUCCUAGCGAGAAAUCUGACACCAGCUGA
Phaeoacremonium minimum UCRPA7 is the source of this 1212-nucleotide messenger RNA. RefSeq lists its product as hypothetical. Gene Ontology annotation, molecular function: structural constituent of ribosome. Gene Ontology annotation, biological process: mitochondrial translational initiation. The transcript has 2 exons. The coding region runs from base 1 to 1212 and encodes 403 amino acids. Lineage: Eukaryota; Fungi; Ascomycota; Sordariomycetes; Togniniales; Togniniaceae. The record is from RefSeq and is a predicted model, not a curated record. Gene Ontology annotation, cellular component: mitochondrial small ribosomal subunit.